Eurytemora carolleeae is the source of this 1541-nucleotide messenger RNA. Its product is annotated as F-box/WD repeat-containing protein lin-23. Bases 16 to 1170 code for a protein of 384 amino acids. The transcript has 13 exons. Gene Ontology annotation, biological process: negative regulation of transcription by RNA polymerase II. NCBI's taxonomy places the organism in Eukaryota, Metazoa, Arthropoda, Copepoda, Calanoida, Temoridae. Gene Ontology annotation, molecular function: protein binding. Gene Ontology annotation, cellular component: transcription repressor complex; nucleus. The record is from RefSeq and is a predicted model, not a curated record.
UUUUCCGAGAUCAUAAUGAAAAUUCUCUACCAACUAAAUGGAACCCAGCUGGCCUGUCUACAACAGGCAAGUCCAGUUUGGAAAGAUUAUAUAGAGGAAGAGCUGUGGAAUAAUGUGAAAAUAAGUAAAAGAUUAACACAAUACUGGGGCUCCUAUAUGCCUAAAUGCUUUAUUGUGACUCAUUCCACCACUAUAGAAUCUAUGAAAGUUACUCCAGGUCUUAUUCUCUGCGGAGAAGAGAAAACUGGGAAUGUCGUGGUCUACAACAGAUCUGCAUUCUAUCCUCUGGUCCCCAUCGGAAGGAAAAUCAUACCACAAAGAUGUAUAGAAUCCGGUGAAGCAGGAAGUACUGUCUCAAGUCUUGAUUGUAAUGAACAGUUCCUGGUCACAGGGUCAACUGACGGAGCGGUGAGACUCUUCCUUCUUCAUACAGGUAAGUUGUUAACCAUCCUCUGUCAGUCCUCCACCACGGUGUACUCGGUCAAGCUCAACAACUAUCAGGUUUAUGCCAGUGCAGGAAACAAGCUUUCUGUCCAUAAAAUUAGUUCAGAUGGAGGGGGAGGAGCUGAACUAACCCACCUACUUUCUGAACACACCAGAGAAGUUUUGUGUCUUGACUAUGGAUGUGGGAAGCUUGCAAGUGGAGGAACAGAUAAAACCAUCAAAAUAUAUUCGUUGGGGCCCCCGGGAGUGUAUAAAGUUCUUCACACUCUUGUUGGACACAAACUGAAGGUCCGGUGUGUAGCUGUACAUAAAGACCUAGUUGUAUCUGGUUCCUGGGAUAGAACUGCCAGGAUCUGGGAUUCGAAGACAGGGGAGUGUAUUCGGAUACUGGAACAUGAGAAGCAUAUAAGAUGUAUAGCUAUUGACAGCUGGAGGAUACUGACUGGAGAUACUGAAGGGUAUGUAUAUGCCUGGAGCCUGGAAAACUGCCUGGACACAAGCAUAGGGCCUGACAAGCUUUGCCUAAGAGCACACAACGCUAUGGAUCCAAGUGUUUGGAUGAAAGAUAGUCAGAAGAGUGUGUACGCUGUACAUUUAGAAGCUGCAGUACAGAUACAGGUGGCUGGAGCAACGGGUAGGAUUGUCGUUUCUGAUUUCUGGGAUUACGACUGCAAAGAUUUCUUCCAAUUGGAGUCCUACUUUCAUAAUGAGAAAUCUUCAUCAUGAUUUCUUUAAACUGGAGUCAUAUUUAUAUAAAGAGAAAUCAUCAUCAUGAUUUCCUUUAGCUGGAGUCCUACAUGAUUUCCUUAAACUGGAGUCAUACUUAUAUAAUGAGAAAUCAUCAUCAUGAUUUACUUUAGCUGGAGUCCUAUAUGAUUUCCUUAAACUGGAGUUAUAAUUUCAUAUUGAGAAUUAUCAUCAUGAUUUCCUUCAGAAGGAGUCCUACUUUCAAAAUGAAAGCAUAAUCAUGAUUUCCUUUAGCUAAAGUCCUACUUUAAUGAUGAGAAACAUCACCAUGAUUUUCUUCAGCUGGUGUCCUAACUUCAUUAUGAGCAUUAUCCUCAAGAUUUCUGUCAGCUGGAAUAUUAAAAUUUAUA